This is a messenger RNA of Lingula anatina, 3458 nucleotides long. RefSeq names its product IQ motif and ubiquitin-like domain-containing protein. The record is from RefSeq and is a predicted model, not a curated record. Gene Ontology annotation, molecular function: protein binding. Gene Ontology annotation, cellular component: motile cilium; acrosomal vesicle. Gene Ontology annotation, biological process: cilium assembly; flagellated sperm motility. NCBI's taxonomy places the organism in Eukaryota, Metazoa, Brachiopoda, Lingulata, Lingulida, Lingulidae.
AUUAGGUCAACGCGAAUGCAAAUGUCUGCAGGGAAAGGACGAGUGAAUGUAUAGUUAAAAUACAGAAAAAACACAAAUAUCAUGGCAGACCAGGAAGAAACUGCUCAGCCUGAAGCUACAGAGGAACAACAGCCAGCUCCUGCAGAAGAGCAAGCUCCAGAGACACAGAAUGAGACAGAAGAAACUGCUGCUACAGAAGCAGCAGAAGCAGCCUCUGCAGCAGAGGCUGAAGAAACAGCACCUGUCACAGAAACAGCAGAGACAGACCCUGCUGCAGAAACAACAGAAACUGCAGCAGAGCCAAAUGGAACUGAACAGGAACAGGCAGCAGCCACAGAAAAUGCAGAAGGAGAACAAGAAGCUGCAGCACCUGUAGAAGGGGAACAAGAGGCUGCAGUAGAAAAUUCUGCAGAACAAGAAGUAGGAGAAACCCAGGAAGAUACAGGUGAUGCUGCGCAGACAUCAGAAGAAGUUAAAGCUGAGGACACGGCAGAGGCACCCACCACAGAAGAACAACCAGAGGGUGAGGGAGUGGAGGAGGAGAGCCCCACUGCAGUUGUAGAAAACACAGACACUCAGGCUACUGAGGGUGAGACUGAGGCUGCUGGAGAGACACAGGAGGGUGUAGAGGAGGGUGCAGAAGAGGGGGCACCACAGGCUGAAGAGGCUCCUGAGGAGGCUCCAAAAGAAGGAGCUCCAGAGGGAGACGAGGCCACACCUGCAGAUGAUAAGCCAGCAGAGGGUGAGGCACAGGAGGAAGAAAAAGCCGAAGACGGUAUGGAGACUGCAAAAGCCGAUGAAGGAACAGCAGCAGCAGGAGAGGAAGAACAGAAAGCUGAGGAAGGGGAACGAGCAGAUCAACCCACAGAACUGGCUCCUCCGGCUCAGGAAGGAGAGAGCAAACCAGCAGACACUGAGGGUAUUGCUGGGGCAUCAGAGGUCAGUCUGGGUGCCAAGGGUCCAGAGCCCCCCACCCCCACCCCUGAACCCCAGAAAGAGAGUCAUGGCACAGAGACCGUGGAGGGGAGGGACCAGUUUGAGGUUGACCCCCAGGCUGUCUCCCCCAGUCCUCAUGUUAACCUGGAUGCCAAUGUCACAGUAAAAUUUGUCCUGAUGCCCAGUGGUCAGGUGGCCACCUUGGCCUGUACUUUAGGUCAGACACUGUCCGAACUGAAGGCACAUUUUGCAGCAGAACUGAAGAUGCCAGCAAACACAAUCCUCCUCAUGUUUGAUGGUAAAAACAUGAAUGACAAGACUACACUGGCAGACCUUGGAGUUGGUCCUAAUGGUACGGUACAGCUGGAGAUGCAGUCAGCUGACCCAGUAAACGCCCCCAUCAAACCUUACAGACCUCGCCAAGAAUACCACAUGCCUGACGUCAUCACUGUCAGGGUGCCUACAGAGGAUGGCAAGGACUACAGAGAUGUAGUGGUGGAAAUUGAGAGGACCACUUCCAAGAAGCCAUUCCUGGGCGGUUACAAACACAAGAAGACCAUGGUGGAGUACCAUCACGCCUCCGCUCAGACCAUGCAGAAGAGACCACCCGAGUCUGGCGUGCAGAAGUUCUGCCGCGAUACACAGACAGUACAGCAGCAAAACAUGCGCAUGCAGACCACAGAAGACACGUCAACACAGAUGACCAAGAUUGGGGUUUUUGUGUCCAAUAUGACAGACAAGCUGUUGGUGCCAGGGAAAUACACCACUGCAGAUCAGCACCAUGCUAUGAUCCUACAGAAGGUGAUUAUAAUCCAGAAGUACUACAGGCGGUGGCUGGCCAAGCGUUAUGUCCAGAGUGUGCGCGAGGACAGGAGGAUGAGGUUGGAGUGGGAAAGGAAGGAAGAAAUAAGGAAGAAAAAGGAAAAAGAGGAUAGAAUUAAGAGAGAAUUUGAAAGGAGGAUGAAUCCCAAAUCAAAGGAAGAUUUUGAUUUAUUAUAUCAUGCUUUGGAACAAUGGCGGCAAGAGGAACUGGACAGAAUCAACUCCAGUUUGUCAGGAGCAGAGAGGAAAGCUGCCCUCUGUCAACUCUUGGAGCAGGAGACACAACUCAUAGCUUCUAUAGGAAGACACAAACUGGAGGCCGACUCCGAUAACAAGUCCAAAAAUAUUGAGAAAUUCUUAGAAAAGGCUGCAGCUCCCAAGAGAUGGAAGAGCGGUGAUGGAAAGUACACGGAAAUGGACACCCCAUUCACCAUUAGAGCACAGGAGCUGAAGGAUAUCUAUAACAGUAUCAAUAUGAAGUAUUUAACACAAGACGAGAGACUGGACGUGUUACUUACUCUGAAACAUACAGUAAAGGAACACGACUGUAAGCUCACCCAGGAGAUCAUAGAGCUCAUAGACAGAGAGGCAGAUCUUUUGAUGAGAGGAGUGAAGGAAAACAACCUGGAGGGACUUAGGAAAAGAAUCUCUACCUUAUUCCUACAGUACAUCAAGACACCGACAUUUAACCCAGAGGCCGCCAGGUUACUCAAGGUCCCACAGGAUCCGUCCACACUUCGCAAGAACAUCUACUACUGCCGAAGCUGCAACAGCUAUCUUCCGUCCACAGAAUUCCAGCUUUCGUCCAACUCUCGGACCGUUGGCAAGUGUCGCAACUGCAUGAAGAUCGACAACGACGCCCGCGUCCGGCAAGACCUUAGCCAUUACCGCUUCAUGCUCAAGACGCUGCGUCGCUCGGAAGAACAGUUCCAAGAUGGCGCCAAGAUUGCGUUCUUGUUACAAGAGAGUGACUUGCGUUACUUGAUCGAGAACGUCUGGAACAGCCAGAGCGUCCUUAGUGCCUGGGAGGACCUCUACGACCUGGUGCUGUGCCGCUGGGACAAGUUUGAAGAGUGGGCCCCCUGGAACUGCGUCCUCCUGACCAAGGACGAGGCGUCCGCUCAUAUGAAACUGGAAAACCUGGAGGAGGGUUACGGUCAAGUCUUAAUCCACAAGGUUAAGCACAAGCACACUUUGGCUCGGAACUACUUCUCUCGUCUGCCAGGAAUGGCGGAGUACAUGCACCAGAAAUCUAAAACAACUCUAGCCAACCAAGACCAGUCUUCUCCGUCCAUAGCGGGAAAAGCAGUGCCAAAACAGAUGAUAAAAGCUUGAACUACCAGUCAUUUAUUAUUUCAUUAGAGGGAAUGUGAUGCUGGUUUGGGCUUGUGGAUAGAGAAUGUUUUCAUGGAACACGUUGUGGUGAUAUGAUAAAUUAUUACGCACCAAUCGGACAAAUUAUACUACGUCAGAGCCGAAGGAAUUUCUUUUAAUCAGAACAUGUGCUUAGGCCAUUAAAAUGUGUUGCAAAAACAUUACCGGCAUAUUUUUAUAAAACAAGCAAAAACACGUGGAUUGAUAUGGCAAGUUCAACGAUGCCGAUGUGAUAUUGUCUAGUUCCGUUGGGAUCGGGGUAUAUAAUUAUAUAUUUAUGAGAAUAUUUUGAAUACGGUUAUUCCAAACUAUUUUAAAAAUAAGUU